AUGGGGUACACUACUGCGUGGAAGCGGCUUUCCCCGCGGCAGCUAAACCUAGCUAUCCACACCUUCUCGCUUAUCUCGAUCUUCUUCGAGGGCUAUGACCAGGGUGUCAUGGGUGGGGUCAAUGCUUCGCCAACGUAUAUCACCACAGUAGGGAUUGGGAAGCUUGAUGGGACGAUCACAAACACCACUCAUGAAGGUGGGAUUGUGAGUGUCUACUACCUGGGCGCAAUCUUUGGUUGCUUCGCAGGCGGAUGGCUUGCAGAUCGCAUUGGUCGUAUCAAUGGCCUGUUAGCCGGGUCUCUGUUUGCUCUAGUUGGUGGCGCACUGCAAGCUGCAGCUCAGAACUCCAAUUUUAUGAUCUGUGCCCGAGUGGUGACAGGGAUUGGCACAGGUGCCUUGACCGGUAUCACCCCUGUCUUAAUUUCGGAGAUUUCGUCUGCCAACCACCGAGGCGGUUUCCUCGGUUAUGUGUUUAUUGCAAAUUAUCUUGGAAUAUCUCUCGCAUACUGGAUCUCGUUUGGACUUGCCUUUGUGAACAACGGGUAUUCGGACGUGCGAUGGCGGUUUCUGCUUGCCUUCCAAUGCCUCCCGGCUCUUGUUCUAGCCUUGUUCAUCAAAAUGUUGCCUGAUAGCCCCCGCUAUUUAGCCUCGGUGGGUCGGUCGGAAGAAGCACGCGAGCUUUUGGUUCGUAUUCGCCAGGGCACAGCCCCUGAACAAAUUGAACGGGAAUACCUGGAGAUUGUUACCACGGCUCGGCAUAAACAACCUAGUUCUCCCGUUCAGUUUGCAAAAAUCCUUUUAGGGAAGGGUGGAAGGCCAGGUACAAAUUUAAGCCGACGAGCAUGGCUAUGUGUCUGGCUUCAAAUCAUGGCCUCGUGGACCGGAAUUACGGCGGUCACUGCGUAUUCUCCCGUUUUGCUGAAGCAGGCCGGUUACAGUGACAUCAAGCAAGAUGGUCUUGCCGGAGGCAUCAACACAAUCGGCAUCAUCGGUACUAUCAUCAGCGCUCAGAUUAUCGACCGGUUGGGCCGGCGAGCUUGUUUAAUGGGUGGAGCUCUAAUGCUGUUUGCCGUUAAUUUAAUUGCUGGUGCUAUUUUCGAGGGUUCGCGUCAUCAUCCUGAAAAAGCGACCCAGUAUGCCCCAGGCGCAGUGACAAUGCUUUUUCUAUUCAAUCUGGGUUAUGCUGCUACCUGGGGUACUGUGGCCUUCCUGAUUCCAACCGAGAUUUUUCCUAGUGAGCUACGAGCUCAGGGCAAUGGCUUUGGAAUUACAGGUUGGGCCAUUGGCGUGGGCAUGACCACCCUUGUCAACCCAAUCAUGUUCGGCACUCUGACAAGUCGGACGUACUUCCUUUUUGCGGGCCUAAAUUUACUUUGGGUCCCUAUUGUGUACCUUUUCUACCCCGAAACCCGCAAUCGCUCGCUAGAAUCCAUUGAAGCGCUUUUCUCAACUUCCAGCCCAUUUCAUUGGAAGAUGGAACAGGCCUACAAAAUCCACGGCGAUAUCCUUGCGGAGCAUGGGGUCGCCGGGAGCGAAACCUACGAUACAGACAGGACUGAAGUGACCUCCGAUAAACCACUAGACCUUCCACCCGUCUAA
This is a messenger RNA of Penicillium pulvis, 1599 nucleotides long. RefSeq lists its product as uncharacterized. The coding region runs from base 1 to 1599 and encodes 532 amino acids. Gene Ontology annotation, cellular component: membrane. NCBI's taxonomy places the organism in Eukaryota, Fungi, Ascomycota, Eurotiomycetes, Eurotiales, Aspergillaceae. Gene Ontology annotation, molecular function: carbohydrate:proton symporter activity. The transcript is spliced from 8 exons. Gene Ontology annotation, biological process: carbohydrate transport; transmembrane transport. The record is from RefSeq and is a predicted model, not a curated record.